AAAACAAAAUGAAAAUAAUGCGAUUAAGACAUGCUAAAGUAGUCAUAGCAAUUGUUGUCAUAGCCAACAUAAUAUUGUUUUAUUACUCCUGGAAAUCAACAUUCUGGAAGAGCAUCACAUCUUCCUUGACAGCAACCAGCAAUGACCUAAACAUUGCUGAUACACAACAAAUUCAAAUGCAGCUCGCCAAAUCUUCAAAGGAUAAAUCUAAAAAUGCCAACAAACAUAUACGAAAAUCUAUAACAAUUGUCUUUCGUACUUUUUAUACAUUUGAAAAUGACUUAAAAGCCACCAUCGAUAGCAUUUUAAGUGUUAUACCGAAUAUGCAGAUAUUGGUACUACAAGAAGGUGUACCUUAUCCACCUAUUUCAUAUGAGCGUAACAGCAGCUCUUACAGUGAAGAGAAUAGUGUACGUUUUCUUAAUCUUGGAUUUGAUAUUCAGAAAACGCCAGAUGAACUCAACACUUUAGCUGCUAUUCACACUAAAUAUGCACUAUUUAUGCCAGAUAGUGUCCGAAUAACCAGUAAAAAUCUUCUGCAGAAAAUAUUGCGUGAAAUCAAUAGCCAUGCUUUGAAGGCCCCAGCAGUGGCCAAUACUAAGCUGAAAUUGUCGAGUGCAUUGGUGCCUAUAUAUGAGACGGUACGUCAUGUCGUUAUUGUGCCAUUUGCUGGUAAUAUAAAAUCGUUUAGCAGUUGCACAGAAAUUAAAUUGGAUCUGCCAAAUUGGACGAUACAUUAUAUGGCUGUUAACAAUAGUGGAAAGUGCGACUUAUACUUACAGAAACAUGCAAUUUUAAUAGAUACUGGAAUAUUAAAAGAACUACCGGACCCAUUUGCGACACCUUUUCCGGAAAUGCUUUAUAUACAAAUGAAAAUUGCAGAAAUUCCUAGAACCAUUUUUCCACAAGCCUUUCAGGAGGGACGUAGACUCUUCACGUCAUAUCACACCAAACAGAGACGUAUGGAAGCAAGACGACGCCAGUUCAAAGAAAUGUAUAAAAAACUGCAAAUUAAAAGAAUUGUUCGAAGUUCGCAUAAAGUAGUUCCAAAGACUGAAACCAAGGACACUGGUACAAAUAUUCCACAACAUAAUCUAGUGUUGGACACACAAUUUUCGUCCUCUAACUUUUCGUUACCGCAAGUAAUAGAAACAGAUUUAAUUGGUUGUGAGCGCGUAACACGCUCCUGCAUUGGUCCUGUAUACAACAAUAAACCAUAUUAUAUUUAUAUUGGAAGACAUACUCCACCCUGUUGUUUAGAUAAAUUGAAAACCACUUUCAAUCAUGUUUUCGAGGAAUUCGAAAAUGUCGGCAUACGUUACUGGCUUGACAAUCAUGCACUCAAAUCGGCCAUCGAUACCAAUCAACUGUCAGCUGAUGCAUAUGAGAUCGAUAUAAGUUUUAAUAUAAAUGACUUAGAGCGUUCAAAUGCGCUAAAGAAAUCACAAAAUAAACCCUAUGUGGAUAAUGAGGGUUUCUAUUGGAUUAAAGCUACAGAUGGACACUAUUUUCGUGUACAAUUUUCUAAGAUCAAUCAAAUAGGUGUAAACCUUUUACCAUUUGAAAUCAAAGGAAAUGUCAUGCAUCCAAGUGGAUUUUUUGGUUGGAAGGCUAAGGAAUUUGCUGUGGAUUACUUACAUCCAAUGUCAAAUGUUUUAUUUUUGGGUAAAAAUAUUAUGUGUCCAAACAAUGUGCGUGAAUUUCUAGAAUAUAAGAAUAUUAGAAACUAA
Molecule: messenger RNA, 1730 nt
Organism: Teleopsis dalmanni
Lineage: Eukaryota; Metazoa; Arthropoda; Insecta; Diptera; Diopsidae
Product: fukutin-related protein
Exons: 3
Coding region: 9-1730 (573 amino acids)
Biological process (GO): protein O-linked glycosylation via mannose
Cellular component (GO): Golgi apparatus
Source: RefSeq, a predicted model, not a curated record